Messenger RNA from Phacochoerus africanus (Common warthog), 1780 nucleotides. RefSeq names its product ETS repressor factor like (gene ERFL). Gene Ontology annotation, molecular function: DNA-binding transcription factor activity, RNA polymerase II-specific; sequence-specific DNA binding. The transcript has 6 exons. Gene Ontology annotation, biological process: cell differentiation; regulation of transcription by RNA polymerase II. Bases 338 to 1405 code for a protein of 355 amino acids. Gene Ontology annotation, cellular component: nucleus. NCBI's taxonomy places the organism in Eukaryota, Metazoa, Chordata, Mammalia, Artiodactyla, Suidae. The record is from RefSeq and is a predicted model, not a curated record.
CCGCCCGGAGCUCCGUCCCCAGCUUCCCACGUCUCCGUCUCUCUUUGAGCGUCUCGGUUGCGGGGUCUCUCUCCUCACCUCCCCGUCUCUGCUCCGCCCCCGUCUCUGUGUCUCCGGCCGCCUCUCGGCGUCCCGGUCUCUCAGUGACGCUCGCUCCCUGCUCACGUCCCCUCUGGCUCCGUCCCCCCGGGACUCCGAGCCUCUCACCCUAUCCCGUCCCCCGCCCCGGUACCCCCUUCCCAGGACGCCGCCGGGGCCAUGGCUGCGGGGCCCGAACUUUAAACUCUUCUCCCCGGACCGGUGCGGAUGCGCAAAGCCUGGAAAGGCUGGCUCCACCAUGGACUGUAGCUGCGUCUCCGACCUUCUCUUCGCCCCACCUGCCCUGCCGGCUCUCUGGACCCCUGGGUUUGCCUUCCCGGAUUGGGCCUACAAGCCCGAGUCCUCCCCCGGCUCGAGGCAGAUCCAGCUGUGGCACUUUAUCCUGGAGCUGCUGCAGAAGGAGGAGUACCAGGGUGUCAUCGCCUGGCAGGGGGACUACGGGGAAUUCGUCAUCAAGGACCCCGACGAGGUGGCUCGGCUCUGGGGGAUUCGCAAGUGCAAGCCCCACAUGAACUAUGACAAGCUGAGCCGGGCUCUGCGCUACUACUACAAUAAGCGGAUUCUCCACAAGACCAAAGGGAAGAGGUUCACCUAUAAGUUCAACUUCAGCAAAGUCGUGCUUGUCAAUUACCCACUGCUGGACGUGGCAGCAGCCACGACGGGCUCCCCACUCUUGCUGACCCCUGGUCCAUUUGGGGGUGCCACUGGGCCAGAUGCUCCUCCCCUCACCCCCGAGACCCUGCAGACGCUGUUCUCUGCCCCACGCUUGGGAGAGCCGGGGGCUCGGGCGCCCCUGUUCACCCCCGACACAGACAAACUGCGUCUGGACAGCCCUUUCCCGUUUCUGGGCUCCGGUUCUGCUGGCUAUUCCAAGCCCCCCGGCCUGCUGGGUCCCUUCGGCCGCGCCUUCCCAGAGCACCCCUGGAACUUUAGCCCGUACCUCACUGGCCCCUUCCCCAAGCUGCCCCCCCCACUCUACCCCCCCCACUUCUAUCCCAACCCUCUGGCCAGUUCCCUGGGCCACUUGCCCACAGCAGGGGCAGGGGGAAGCCCCACCGCAGCGCCCCUACUGGCUGCCACUGGGGAGGGCCUGGGCCCUGAACGCCCCUCGGGCCUGGCAGCAGCUCCUCGCCUGGCGCUGGCGGGGGGCGCUGCGGGCCCAGAGGCCUCGCUGGGUGGGAAGGAGGACAGCGACUCAGAGCUGGAGAUCACGGACGUCAGUGGCUGCAGCUCUGACAGUGAGGGCGAUGAGGGCCUCCCUGCGCCCCCCAAGGCCAAGACGGGCAAAGGGGGGGUUGGCAGCUGAGCCAGCAUCAGGUGAUGGGUUCUGCCGAGGCGGGGGUCAGGGCGGCCGCCUGAGCAGCCUCUUCUGUGGUCCGGUCUGCCCUUGAUGUCCUGCCUGAGGCUGAGGACUAGCCCUCAGGCCCAGGCACAUGGCUGCCCGUCUUCUUUCCCAACCCCAGACUGGGGGUCUCACCUCCUCCUUCAGAAAGGGGAGGGGACACGAUGGCCUCCAGCCUCCUCCCCAGGCUCCAGUUUGAGGGGGGUCCCUGCCUGGCCCCGCUCCUGAAGUGCAAUAUGGCGCCCAGCCUCCCCUUCCCACCUGCCCCUGUGCUGUGACCUGUGUGUUUGUGCGGCCGUGUCCUCCCCUGUGCCGGCCCCAGUCCUGAUCCCCCCCCCG